Messenger RNA from Stylophora pistillata, 3843 nucleotides. RefSeq names its product serine/threonine-protein kinase DCLK1. The record is from RefSeq and is a predicted model, not a curated record. Gene Ontology annotation, molecular function: ATP binding; protein kinase activity. Gene Ontology annotation, biological process: intracellular signal transduction; protein phosphorylation. Lineage: Eukaryota; Metazoa; Cnidaria; Anthozoa; Scleractinia; Pocilloporidae.
CGCUCAGAGAGGACCAUUGCGUGACAGACUAGCCAGAAAUCCAACAUGCGAUUUUAAGCCUGCCUAGGUUCAAAAAGAUGAUGAAAAUCCCGAGAGGUCAACUGGCUUGAAGUGCCGUUUCCUAAUACUAUUUAAUACAAUCUCCUAGACCCUAAUCAAAACUAUAUUUUCCUUGGCUAAAAUCCACAAAUCAAACUGUUUUCAAUUAACGCUCAGAUUUUUGGUAACUUGUCACGUAAACAUCAGCUUUGACGGACAAAUUGCGUGAUCAAUUAAUUAUGUGCAUUAAAUACGCCGAAAGUUAAUCCGUCCUUUUUAUAACCAAAAGUUAAAGACACGAACAGAUUUUUGUUUUAGUGUGUACUUAGUUACUUUUCAACGUUACUUUGAGGGUAAUUUGGUUAACAAAAGGUAUAAGUGGAAGGUUGUUUGAAUAGAUACUAGAAGAGCCGAUAAGCGAAACAAUUCGUUGCGUAGCAACUUAAACAACAACACCACACGCGCGCUGUUAAUGAAUGCACGCUUGUGAUGUCAAAACGUAUGGAUUUUAACAUGCCUAGCGAUGGGUUAACACUUCGUUCCGAACACGGUUCGCUUUGCUUUGCGCUUUACAUCUUCUGUGUACAACGUCGUAGUUUUUCUUUGAGUGGAAGCUUUGGAAUCCUGAAAGUGUGGAUUUUUCAUCGCGCGAACCCGUCCCUGAUAGCUCAAACAACUGUUCGUUCGUUCUUCCGGCGAUCUGACAUUGUGUAAUUUUCUCUGAGUGCCGGGGACGGUUCCCUGUCUUGUCGAUUCGUCGCGAUGCUAGAGUCAUCCAAAAGGAUUUAUAUCAAAGCGGAAGAGAGGUGAAGUCUUCUCCGACAACACAGGAACAAUUGAAGUUUGUUUUGAGCGAAAACAGAAACUGUGAACCAAACCGAUCAAAGAUGGCGGCCACGAAAGUAAAUUUUCCCGUACGAUCUGAUCACGAAAGUGGUCAAACAUCCAAGAAAGUUACUUUCUUUAUCAACGGGGAUCGUAACUUUAAGGGCCAAGUGAUGGUCAUUACUCCAAGGCGAUUUCGUAAUGUGGACAUGCUUUUGAAUGAGCUGUGUCGUCUGACGCACUUCAGAGACUUGCCCCUGGGAGUCCGAUAUCUAUUUUCCCUCGAGAGUGGCACCAGGGUUGACACAUUGGAUCAGUUAAUUGACGGCAAAGCUUACGUGUGCUCUUCACACUCCAGCCUGAAGAAGGUAUCAUACGGAGGGAAGCCUGCGAUCGCCCUUUGGAGCUCAAAACAACACAUCGAUUUCCCAGAUAUCCAACGAAUGCCUCACAACGAGUCGAAACGCCGGCCUGUUGAUGUUGCGCCGGUAAGAGGUGCCGAACCUUCGAGAAGACGGGGUUUCUCCGACCCUAGAUCAAAUCCAGAAGACAGCAAUCGGUUAAUAAUCAAACCUAAAACAGUUCAGGUGAUUAGAAAUGGGUCGCAGAAACCCCGUCCGGUAGUAACAGCUCUGUUAAACAAAAGAACAGCGCAGAAUCUAGAGCAAGUUUUGGACGAGGUAAGCAAUUCGCUUAGAAACGCCGGUGGUCUUAGCCCACCGCGGAAACUGUACUCAAUAUCGGGUCACCAGAUUCGCGAUGUGCUUGAGUUAUUUCGAGACGAAAACAAUAUAUUUAUAGCCGUUGGAAGCGAGAAAUUUAGCCGUGAGGACAUCACGGAUAUCAUGGAAGAUUUUGAACAGAGGAACUCGAAAAAAGAAAUGGCUAAACGAAAACAGUCGAGAAUUGGUAACGAUGGAAUGUCGCAAUCAAAACAAAAAAAUACCAAAGAACACGAGCAGCUGAAACCUAUCGGUAAAUCUGUUAACAAACCCGAGGAAAACAAGCUGCCAAAGCUUCCAGACAUACAUAAAAAAGUCGAGAAUAAACCAAGGCCUGAGAACAUUAACAGAACGCACGUGCAAGGAAACUCAAACCCGAAACGAGUUCAUCCCGCUAAAAAUACUUAUGAAAGAACUGCGGAGAAAAAGCCUACGAACUCUGUAAAGUUGCCCCAAAUCGGGAACGCUAAUUUAGUUUCGAAUUCAGAGAAGGAGAAUGUAAAAAACUGGGACUUAUCUCGACAGAAUAACGAAGAAAGUGACCGAGUUAACGAAUCGAUUGAACCAUUCGACGUGCGCGAAGUAGACACGACUAAAUCCAGUAGAAAAGUGUCCGUGAGUAAAAAACGCAACAAUGAUAAAAUUGACAGAAAAACCUCAAGGGAUGAUGGUGGAAUUACAUCAGAAGAGGAGGCAAAAUAUGGUACUGUCACAGACAAAACUGUAGAAGAUGUUUACGACAUGGGCAAGAAAAUCGGAGACGGGAAUUUUGCUGAUGUACGCGUUUGCAGCCAUAAGAUAACCAAGAAAGACUUUGCGUUAAAAAUCGUCGACAAGGCGAAAAUUCGAGGGAAAGAACAAAUGAUUCGGGACGAAAUAGACAUCAUGAGAAAAUGUAAGCACCCGAACAUUGUACGAAUGUACGAGGAUUACGACUCGACCAGGCAUAUUUAUCUGGUUAUGGAAUUGAUAAAGGGUGGUGAUCUCUUCGAUGCAAUUUCUUCGUCAGUCAAGUUUACCGAAACUGUUACCAAAAAUUACGUCAAAGACAUCGCGAAGGCACUGGCUUAUUUACACAAAAGAAAGAUCGUACACAGAGACUUGAAGCCUGAAAACUUGCUGGUCCACAAAAAGCCCAGUGGUGAAGCAAUUCUCAAGCUGGCUGAUUUCGGUUUAGCCAUGGUGGUGAAAUCACCGAUAUUCACAGUUUGUGGGACUCCCACAUAUGUAGCACCCGAAAUCCUGGAAGAGACUGGGUACGGGCUCAAGGUCGACAUGUGGGCAGCGGGUGUCAUCACUUACAUCAUGCUCUGUGGAUUCCCGCCAUUUCGCAGCGCCAAGAAAGACCAGGAUGAACUAUUCGAUCUGAUCAUGGAAGGGGACUACGAAUUCCUGUCACCCUACUGGGAUAAAGUCUCCAGCGAAGCUAAAGACUUGAUUUCCAAACUCCUUGUGGUGAACCAUAACCAGCGUUACAGCGCCGAGGAAGUGUUAGCUCACCCGUGGGUGGGAGGUAGUACAGACGUCUCCCUCAGUAGGGAGUAUCUUGGUCAGAAUCCCGCCGCGAAGAGGAGGUUUAAAACUGCUGCACUGGCCGUCACAGGAGUGAAAAGAUUUGAAAAGUUGACAGAGCAGUUCCAGCGUCAGCGAGGGGAGAAGAUCAUUAUCACCUAACAAGUUAGAAGAAUGAAUUGACCAGACAGUAGCAAAUUAGUUGAACUAAUUUGCUACUGUCUGGUCAAUUUAUUUUCGGAGCUUGUUUUUAAGGUAUAUGUGAGAGAAGAGGUAGAUCCAAUCGGCUUUAAGUAAGACGCACUGAAGCUAACGAAACAAACAAAACGCAACAUGUGCAGUUAGUACUGUUCAUUUGUAACUUGUGCACAAGAUCAACCCUUUCUCCUGAAUUUGUUCGUGUAACUUUAUCUUUGUCCGCGGGAGAAAUAAACAGUUUUUCAGUACCCUAAUGAGUCUAGUCAUAGUGCGAGGUACUUGAAACAUCCGAAUUAAAUUCUUAAAUCUAACGUUUUGAUAAUUCGGUUUGUUAUACAUUGAAUAUUUUCAUUGUUAUUAGACACUUCUUACUUCGUUCUUACUAAGAAAUCUGUUUGCUAGUAGUUACGUCGAGGUGUUUUCUACUUUAAUGAAGCAAACCACAGCUCAGUUUGAUCAGUUUGAUCGAGGCAUCGUUAGUUGUUAGAUAUAGUAGCUAAGGAAAGAAAAUUACUUAUCAAUCAUACAAUCCACAGAUAAUAGUUAA